This is a messenger RNA of Protopterus annectens (West African lungfish), 2303 nucleotides long. It is a transcript of the gene ENTPD8, whose product is annotated as ectonucleoside triphosphate diphosphohydrolase 8. The transcript has 12 exons. Lineage: Eukaryota; Metazoa; Chordata; Ceratodontiformes; Protopteridae. The coding region runs from base 373 to 1857 and encodes 494 amino acids. Gene Ontology annotation, cellular component: plasma membrane. The record is from RefSeq and is a predicted model, not a curated record. Gene Ontology annotation, biological process: nucleoside diphosphate catabolic process. Gene Ontology annotation, molecular function: UDP phosphatase activity; GDP phosphatase activity.
UCAUGCAUAGGUUGUGUCAUCUGUGAGAUUAAAGGCAGGAACCUGCUCCCACCUUACUACUUCAGGUUAGCUGUACAGUGCAGCGUGUAACCUUUGCUUCUGGUAGCUGCUGCUUCAGCUUCAUCACUCUUGGGUUCAUUUCUUCUAAGCCGGCAGUACAAAAGAUUCACUGCCUUGUAGAAAACGGAUAUAUGCAAAACUGGUGUGACUUCAAUAAACACUUGCUAAGGGCUGUUCUAUCCAUCUGGCAAGGCCAUGUUCAUCUUUAGUUGGUAACGCUCGGGGGGAAUUUCACCUUGGCGACCUGUACCUUAACCAUUAAUUUUGUUGGUAAUCCAGAGAAGUGAAAAACUCGUAUAGGCUGUCAAAGAUAUGGGAGCCUCAAAAGGAAGUAUAUUAACUGCAGUGCUUAUUGUAGCUGCAAUUAUCUCUGCAACUAUUGCCUUGAUUUUGAGUCUGAUUACAAGUGGAACCAUUAGUUUAAAACCACGUAUCAAGUAUGGGAUGGUGUUUGAUGCUGGAUCCUCACAUACAAGUCUGUUCAUUUACCAGUGGCCUGCUGAUAAAGAAAAUGACACCGGAAUUGUCAGCCAGACGGACAUCUGUAGUGUGGAUGGUCCUGGUAUUUCUGGUUAUGCCAGCAACCCCCCACAAGCUGGACAGUCACUUGUAAAAUGCCUAGACAAGGCCAUGAGUGUAAUUCCUGCUGAGAACCAAAAGGAGACACCUAUCUACCUAGGGGCUACUGCUGGUAUGAGAUUGCUGAGAAUACAGAAUUCAACACAAGCUGACCAGGUCCUUGCUGAAGUUGUCAAAACAAUAACUCAGUACCCAGUGAGUUUUCGUGGAGCUCGGAUCAUCACAGGUGAAGAAGAGGGUUCAUAUGGCUGGAUUACGAUAAACUACCUGUUACAGUCUUUUGCACAGUAUUCCUUUGAAGGAAAGUGGAUGCAUCCACAGUUUCCAUAUACUUAUGGAGCACUGGAUCUUGGAGGAGCCUCUACUCAAAUCACUUUUGCACCCAAUGUCCCCAUAGCUGACGACAGCAUGCAGUAUAAGUUCCGAAUGUAUAGUUAUGACUACACAGUGUACACACACAGUUACCUUUGUUAUGGACGUGAUCAAGGUUUAAAGAGGAUUCAAGCUCAACUAAUCAAGGAAAACGCUCCAAAUGUCACAGUGACACACCCCUGCUAUCCUAAAGGAUACCAGACAGUUGUCACAGUUGGGUCUGUCUAUAACACUCCGUGCCUCGAGGUGCCUAAUUCACUUAAUCUUCUUACAAACAUCACAAUCAGUGGGACAGGAAAUGCAGACCAAUGCAGAGAAACUGUGAGAAGGGUCUUCAAUUUUUCAGCAUGUGCAGAAAAAAAAGAAUGUGCCUUUGAUGGAGUCUAUCAGCCACCAGUAUCAGGAAGAUUCUUUGCUUUCUCUGCCUUCUACUACACCUUCAGUUUUUUUAACUUGACAACAGGACAGACACUAGCCACUGUAAAUGCAACUAUACAAAACCACUGCUCUCAGAACUGGUCAGAUCUAAAAAGCAGUUAUCCAAACGAAGCGGCAGACAGACUGCGUGACUACUGCUCUGUAGCAAACUUUAUUCUCACAAUGCUUUUGGACGCAUACAAAUUUAAUGCAGAUAACUGGUACACUCUCACAUUCCAGCAAAAGGCUGGCAACACUGACAUUGGAUGGACUUUGGGGUACAUGCUUAAUCUCACCAACAUGAUCCCAGCAGAGGGACCACCAACCAUACUUGGACACCAAUAUAGUAUCUGGGCCGCAGCCAUUUUUUUCAUUGUCUUUACCAUUGCCCUAUGUAUCGUUCUCUUACUUGUACAUAUAUUUACCUAAGCAACCUGGCUGCCUUAGAAAGGAGUAUAUAAUCUAUCUGGGUUUUCUAGGCAUGUAAACACAUCAUUUCAAAUGGAACAUUUCUUUCUUGACAUUGCAAGUAAAAACACGUCAUUGUGGUCUCUUUCUCAUGCCAAACACCCACUAUUAACUUUUGAAAAUCAUGAGCAAAUGAGAAGAUACCGGAAAACAUCUAUGAGCUUUAGAAUAUGGAAGCAAAAGUACCUCUUAACUUUCUUAAACUACUUUUUGCAUGCUAAUAUUGUGAGCUCCCAUUCCAAAAUGGACAUUUGUAUGACAGCUUCACAAUUUGCCAUUGACUGUUUUCAGCUUAUGAACAAUUAAAUACCUACAAACUACACUGUCUGAAUAUUGACUUAUUGCAGAGACAGAGAGAUAACGUUUGGAAUAUAAUAUAUAUAAUAAACAGAGAUGUGACAAUCUUU